CCCUGACCCUAACUCUCACACACACUGGUGUGAAGUUGCUUUAUGAACCUCACAGUCUGAAGCUGGCAUGACUUUCCAGUGGAGCUCUUUGCUGGAGCUCAGCCCCGUGUACACAGGGGGUGCGUCAUCACUUUAUUAUGAUAUUGAUAAGAUAUUGGGAACUGCGUGGGGUCAAUAUCCUCGCAUCUCCUUGGAAACGGACCGAUGGCGUGACCGCAUCGCUGGGGGCGGAGCUGGACACAGCAUAUAUAAAUCAGACCCUGCAUGCAGACGCGUGGUGUGUCUGUCUGAGAGAGAGAGAGAGAGAGCGCUGCGCUGAGCUUGAACCCCAGAGACUGUCUCUCCGAAGCGGACUGGGCACCAUGUGUACUGGAAAGUGUGCCAAGUGUAUCGGGGUCACCCUGUACCCCUUAGCAGCGAUCAGUAUCCUCUGCAACAUCCUGCUCUUCUUCCCAGACUGGAGCACCAGAUACAUGAAGGAGGAGAGGGUCACUGCGGAGGUGCAGUACAUGGGCGGGCUGAUCGGUGGAGGUGUUAUGGUUCUGAUCCCAGCGAUUCACAUCCACGCUACCGGGAGAGCUGGCUGCUGCGCCAACCGCUGUGGGAUGUUCCUCUCCAUCGCCUUCGCUGCAGCGGGGGUCGCUGGUGCCCUCUACAGCUUCACCGUGGCGAUACUGGGCUUGGUGAACGGACCCACCUGCCUCUUCUCGUUCGCGGGGGAGUCCGUGUGGGGAACCCCCUUCAGCGUGCAGUAUUAUGGGAGGAACGAGAGCUACCUCAUGGACAGGGAUCUGUGGAAGCUCUGCGAGGAGCCCAAGCGCGUGGUGGAGUUCAACGUGGCGCUCUUCUCCAUCCUCAUCGUGGCCGGCGCCACGGAGCUGCUGCUCUGUGGAUUCCAGGUGGUGAACGGGCUGUUCGGCUGUCUGUGUGGCACCUGCGGGAGCAAAGGGCAAAGAGCUUGAACAUAGAAACCUGUCUGGAAGUCCUCCCAGUGCCACUCCAACACAGGAGACCGACCUGGGCUUUUAGAAAGAGCAUUCACUUCAUUAACUGGAACUUUUUAAUAUUGUGAAGUGAAGCUGAUAUACAAGCUUUGACACGUAGAUAUCUGAAAGCUGUCUGAAUGCAUGCUUUUUAAUUACUGUAUUUGUAAAAUAUAAAGAGAUUUCAAUUUAAAAA
Molecule: messenger RNA, 1179 nt
Organism: Acipenser ruthenus (sterlet)
Lineage: Eukaryota; Metazoa; Chordata; Actinopteri; Acipenseriformes; Acipenseridae
Gene: tm4sf21a
Product: transmembrane 4 L six family member 21a
Exons: 5
Coding region: 138-962 (274 amino acids)
Cellular component (GO): membrane
Source: RefSeq, a predicted model, not a curated record